Messenger RNA from Emys orbicularis (European pond turtle), 1236 nucleotides. It is a transcript of the gene UHMK1, whose product is annotated as U2AF homology motif kinase 1. The record is from RefSeq and is a predicted model, not a curated record. Gene Ontology annotation, cellular component: nucleus; neuronal ribonucleoprotein granule. Bases 1 to 1236 code for a protein of 411 amino acids. Lineage: Eukaryota; Metazoa; Chordata; Testudines; Emydidae. The transcript has 8 exons. Gene Ontology annotation, molecular function: ribonucleoprotein complex binding; protein serine/threonine kinase activity; ATP binding. Gene Ontology annotation, biological process: peptidyl-serine phosphorylation; positive regulation of translational initiation; regulation of protein export from nucleus.
AUGGCCGGGGCCCCGCUGCUGGAGGCGCUGGGCCGCUUGUGGCAGGUGCAGGCCCAGCUCGGCAGCGGUGCCUCCGCCUCCGUCUUCCGCGUGAGCUGCUGCGGGGACCCGCGCGCUCUGCUCGGCGCCGUCAAGGAGUUCGUGCCCCCGGCGCGGCCCGGGCCUGCCGCCCGCAGCGCCCCGGAGUACGGCUUCGGCAAGGAGCGCGCCGCGCUGGAGCAGCUGCGGGGCCACCGCAACAUCGUGACGCUGUACGGCGUGUUCACCAACCACUUCUCUGCAAAUGGCCCUUCUCGCUGCCUCCUGCUGGAGCUGCUGGACAUCAGUGUGUCAGAGCUGCUUCUCUACUCCAGCCAUCAGGGUUGCUCCAUGUGGAUGAUCCAGCACUGUGCCCGUGAUGUGUUAGAGGCCCUGUCUUUCCUUCACCACAAAGGCUAUGUGCAUGCAGACCUCAAGCCACGCAACAUCCUGUGGAGCGCAGAGGAAGAGUGCUUUAAACUCAUUGACUUUGGGCUUAGCUUCAAAGAGGGGUAUCAGGAUGUGAAAUACAUUCAGACAGACGGGUAUCGGGCUCCAGAGGCAGAGCUGCAGAACUGCCUGGCUCAGGCAGGGCUCCAGAGUGAAACGGAAUGUACCUCUGCUGUAGAUCUGUGGAGUCUAGGAAUCGUUUUACUGGAAAUGUUCUCAGGAAUGAAACUGAAACAUACUGUCCAAUCUCAGGAAUGGAAGACAAACAGUUCUGCCAUCAUUGAUCACAUUUUUGCCAGUGAAGGUGUGGUAAAUUCAGCCAUCCCAGCCUAUCACCUCAGAGACCUUAUCAAGAGCAUGCUUCAUGAUGACCAAGCGAAAAGAGCCACUGCUGCAAAGGCCCUGUGCAGCCCCUUCUUCAGCAUUCCCUUCGCUCCCCAUAUUGAAGAUCUGGUGAUGCUUCCAACUCCAGUGCUAAGGCUGCUCAAUGUCUUGAGUGAUGCUUCUCUUCAGAGUGAAGAAGAAUAUGAAGAUGUGCUGGAAGACAUAAGAGAGGAGUGUCAGAAAUACGGCCCGGUGGUUUCCAUGCUUGUUCCAAAGGAGAAUCCUGGCAAAGGCCAAGUCUUCGUUGAAUAUGCAAAUGCUGGUGAUUCCAAAGCUGCCCAGAAAUUGCUCACUGGAAGGAUGUUUGAUGGCAAGUUUGUUGUGGCUACGUUUUACCCCCUGAGUGCCUAUAAGAGAGGGUAUCUGUACCAAACAUUGCUCUAG